AUGGUAAGCUGUGCACAUUAUAACCAGAGGGAGUGCAUUUCCAUCCAUAUUGGACAAGCUGGUGUUCAAACAGGCAACGCAAGUUGGGAACUGUUCUGUUUAGAACACAACAUCCGGCCCGAUGGAACAGUUAGCGGCGACAGACUGUUCGAUGGAGAACUUCGCGAUGAUGUCUCCAACGUUUUCUUUAAAGAAACGGGAGCUGGGAAGCAAGUUCCUCGGGCCAUAAUGGUGGAUUUAGAACCGACAGUUAUAGACGAAGUGCGAGUUGGACUGUGGAAACAGCUGUUUCACCCGGAGCAGCUCAUCUCGGGCAAGGAGGACGCGGCCAACAACUAUGGCCGUGGCCACUACACGGUGGGGAGGGACAUGAUGGACGUGGUGUCCGAUCGCUUGCGCACCCUGGCGGAGAGUUGCAGCACCCUCCAGGGCUUCCUCGUCUACAACUCGCUCGGCGGCGGCACGGGCUCCGGAUUCACAGCGCUGCUCCUCAACCACCUGGCGUCCGAAUACUCCAAGAAGAGUCGCCUGCAAUUCGUUGUGUACCCUGCGCCCCAGGUAUCGAGCGCUGUGGUGGAACCAUAUAAUUCCAUUUUGUCAGUACACGCCACGUUAGAAACUGCAGAUUGCACAUUUAUGGUGGACAACGAAGCAAUAUAUGACCUAUGUGUUCAUCAACUUGGAAUUGGGCGCCCAUCAUACAGCAAUCUUAAUCGGAUUAUCGGACAAGUCGUAUCAUCAAUAACGGCGUCUCUUCGCUUUGAUGGAGCGCUCAACGUGGAUUUAUCAGAUUUCCAAACCAAUUUGGUCCCAUACCCACGUAUCCACUUUCCACUGACGACUUACGCACCCAUAAUCUCCAGCGAAAAGGCUAAUCACGAGCAAAUGUCGGUAGCGGACAUCACGUCCGCCUGCUUCGAGCCGAUUAAUCAGUUCGUCAAGUGCGAUCACAGGAGCGGCAAGUUCAUGGCCUGCUGCUUGCUGUAUCGCGGAGACGUCGUGCCAAAAGAUGUUAACGCCGCGAUAGCCACCAUCAAAAAGAAGAAAUGCAUUCAAUUUGUCGACUGGUGUCCCACAGGGUUUAAGGUUGGCAUUAAUUCUCAAAAGCCUUCCGUAGUAGCUGGCGCGGACAUGGCCCCAGUCGAAAGAGCAGUCUGUAUGUUAUCGAAUACAACGGCCAUUAACAGCGCCUGGGCUCGUGUCAACAAGAAGUUCGAUCUCAUGUAUCAGAAGAGAGCAUUCGUUCACUGGUAUAUCGGAGAAGGCAUGGACGAAGCGGAGUUUGAAGAGGCGCGACACGAUCUAGCUGCGUUGGAGAACGAUUACAGGGAGGCUGAGAAAGAAAGUAGUUCGCCCGACAAGUCAGACGGGGAGAACAACGACGAAUAUUAACCACGUCUCUCUAUCACCGAAGAUUACAGACGAUAUAUUC
Molecule: messenger RNA, 1432 nt
Organism: Gryllus bimaculatus (two-spotted cricket)
Lineage: Eukaryota; Metazoa; Arthropoda; Insecta; Orthoptera; Gryllidae
Source: the annotation of a GenBank genome assembly